Molecule: messenger RNA, 234 nt
Organism: Adineta ricciae
Lineage: Eukaryota; Metazoa; Rotifera; Eurotatoria; Adinetida; Adinetidae
Source: the annotation of a GenBank genome assembly
AUGACAACACCUAUUAAUCAACAAGAUCUUGAAGAAGAACUUCGAGGAACAUUUAAUGUUUUUGAUAAAGAUAAAAAUGGAACAAUUAAUGCAAAUGAAUUGAAAAAAUUCGUUCGAUUUUGGGAUUGUGAAUUAACUGAAGACGAAGCUGAUGAUAUGAUUAAUCAAGCCGAUCCGAACAAAACUGGCUCAAUUAAUUAUCACGAUUUUAUUGAAUUUCUUUUACAUACAUAA